Molecule: messenger RNA, 760 nt
Organism: Caenorhabditis elegans
Lineage: Eukaryota; Metazoa; Nematoda; Chromadorea; Rhabditida; Rhabditidae
Gene: C30H6.9
Product: Altered inheritance of mitochondria protein 36, mitochondrial
Exons: 4
Coding region: 2-601 (199 amino acids)
Source: RefSeq, marked reviewed
CAUGUUUUCCCGAGUUUUCUUCCGUUCUGUGCCACGACUACAAGGAUGGACGCCGAUUCGAUUUAACUCUCAACAAGUGGACCCAGCAAAACUGAAAGCGUUUCAGGAAAGAAUUGAUAAAGCCAAAAUACGCCGCGCUUAUGCUCUCGGAGGUUGCCUCAUGUUUAUCUGGAUUUCGACGCAUGGAAUUCUUCUUUACAAACGUCGAAGCGAACAUCGAAAUCUCAAUGAAAAAUUGCCACCGAUUUCUUGGGAAAAUUUUGAGCAAACAUAUCUAGCGACUGGCGACGUCAAAACUAUCAUUUUUCAACCACACUUUGAGACAGCGAAUGUAUAUUUAAAUUCCGCCAGAGAACAACAGAUGAAGAAGAGUUUUGUUGAUUUAGUUCAUACAACUCCCGACAAAUUUUCUCGCCCUCCAGAUGUCCGAUUCUAUUUGGAAGCUUCAUCAGAAGAUGUUCAAUCUUUAGUGGCCGCUGCUUCACAAAAAUACAAGCACCACGUCGACUUUGAGAUUGAUCAAUUUCCCAGCUACCGGGAGCUGUCUUUCAUCGUAGGAUCCUCACUCUUUGUUCUGGCGGCUAUUUCCAUGGCAAAAUAAUUUUUUUACUUUGAUUAGUGUAGGAUUAGUAUUUGAAACCUUUCAACUUGUCAUGUUUCGUGUUUUCGGGUCUAAAACUGGCCGAUUUGCAAUAUAUAAGUUUUUUUUAUUUGUGCACAUGUUCAACUGUUAAACACUAAAUGAAAAAGUCUAAAAAUU